Saccostrea cuccullata (small rock oyster) is the source of this 1284-nucleotide messenger RNA. RefSeq lists its product as uncharacterized. The record is from RefSeq and is a predicted model, not a curated record. Bases 1 to 1284 code for a protein of 427 amino acids. Lineage: Eukaryota; Metazoa; Mollusca; Bivalvia; Ostreida; Ostreidae. Gene Ontology annotation, biological process: protein N-linked glycosylation; oligosaccharide metabolic process. Gene Ontology annotation, molecular function: Glc3Man9GlcNAc2 oligosaccharide glucosidase activity. The transcript has a single exon. Gene Ontology annotation, cellular component: endoplasmic reticulum membrane.
AUGCUAGGGAGCAUUAGCUACUUCUAUGGUGCAUCUCAAGUACAAUCUGAAAAGAGCGAAGAGGUUUUGAAGUAUUGGCAAGCUACACUUUAUACCUCUAUACCAUCUAGAUCAAAAUUCCCAAGAGGAUUUCUUUGGAAUGUAGGGUUUGAUCUUCAUUUGAUAACUCUUUGGGAUGCAAAAAUAUCAGAAGAUAUCAUUGCACAUUGGUUAGACUUGAUAAAUGCAGAAGGAUGGAUACCCAGAGAACAGAUACUUGGAGCGGAAGCAGAAGCUAAGGUUUCAUCUCAGUUUGUCGUGCAAAGAAACAAUAUUGCAAAUCCACCUUCUCUUUUUCUAGCCAUUCAACAUCUAAUUAAAAAUAGACAAAAUGUAGAGGUUUUCUUAAAGAAAAUUUUUCCAAGAAUGGAAAUAUGGUUCAAAUGGUUACAAGUCAGCCAAGCUGGAAAAAUACCUACGUCUUUUUAUUGGAGGGGAAGAAAUAGUUCCGCAGAAAUGGAAUUGAUUCCAUACACCUUUGCUUCUGGAUUAGAUGAUUACCCGCGUGCGUCCCAUCCUGACGAAAAUGAGCGGCACCUUGACCUUCGUUGUUGGAUGGCGAUGGCUUCGGGAGUAUUAGUGAAUAUUGCAAAAAGGAUUGGAGAGGACUCAAGCACAUACGAGAAAAUUAGUAAGGAUCUUACCGCUAACAAUUUGUUAGACAGUUUACAUUGGGACUCUCGAAACGGAAUUUUUAGUGAUUAUGGAUUACAUACUGAUGACAUAGAAAUAGAGAGUGUCAUCAGUAUAGACCGCCGUGUUUAUUCAGAGCCAGCAUUUGGAUAUAUUGGGAUAUUUGGAUACGUUAGCUUAUAUCCUUUGAUGCUAAAAAUUCUUGAUUCUGAUUCUCCUCGAUUGGAAAAAAUGCUGUCAGACCUAAGAAAAGAAAAUUUGUUAUGGACAAAAUAUGGGAUACGGUCAUUAUCUUUAAAGUCAGAAUUUUACAACACACCAAAUACAGUUACCGACCCUCCGCACUGGAGAGGAGGAAUAUGGAUAAAUAUGAACUACCUAAUUAUCAGUGGACUUCACCACUACUCUCAAGUUCCUGGUCCUUAUCAAAAUCAAGCAAGUAAUAUUUAUACAGAGCUAAGAAAAAAUGUUGUUGAGAACAUUUUCAAACAGUACUAUGAAAGAGGUUAUGUAUUUGAACAAUAUGAUGACAUGACCGGAACGGGUAGGGGGAGCUUCCCCUUUACUGGAUGGUCUGCUCUUGUUGUGAACAUAAUGGCAGAAAAAUACUAA